GAGCAACUCUGGCGGUUGGUUCUUUAUUUCUCUUCCUCAUCGCCUUGUCCCCAAGCAUCCACCAGAGGACGCAGCUCCCCCAAAACUUUCCACCCAGUGCUUGGCUGGAGGAACUCAGUCCACGCUUCUCUGCUAGUCUAGGCCCGCGGUUAAGUCAAUGCAACCCGAUACCCGGCUGCCCGUUGCCAUGGGGACGGAAAGCUAUGAUGUCACCACCGUCCGGCAUCUCUCUCCCGCCGUGUUCAGGAAGUGGAUGGCUGCCCCAGCUCUUGUCCGCACUGGUACACCUGCGUGCACGCGUGGGUACACAGCAGGCCCGAGCUUCGCGCUUGUGCUGCUCACAUUCUACCCCUAAGAACUUCGCUUGAACUCUGCCCUGCCCUUAUCUCCGAGCAAGUCAAAUAAGCCCGGUUCGGCCUGUCCCAAACAGGCAGGGGCCCCUCAGACCACACCGGCGUGCUAUCCCCGGCUCUGGGGCCUCUGUUCCCAGGGCUCCGCCCAGAUCUGCUGGGCCCCGCCCCCCGGCUGCGCGGGUGGGAGGCGGGGCCGGGGGGCGCGGCCGCCUGGCUGGGGGCGGGGCGGAGGGGGGGCCGCGGCCCCGGGGCGGGGGCUCGGCGCGGGCCCGCGAGAUGCCGGUGUUGGCGGCCCGAGCGGCUGUAGCUGCAGCGGCGGGGGAGGCGGCGGCAGAGGCAGCGGCGGGGCCCGGGAGGGGGGUGGCGUGGGGGACCGGCGCGUAGCCGGGACCAUGGAGGGGCAGAGCGGCCGCUGCAAGAUCGUGGUGGUGGGAGACGCAGAGUGCGGCAAGACGGCGCUGCUGCAGGUGUUCGCCAAGGACGCCUAUCCCGGGAGUUAUGUCCCCACCGUGUUUGAGAACUACACCGCGAGCUUUGAGAUCGACAAGCGCCGCAUUGAGCUCAACAUGUGGGACACUUCAGGUUCCUCUUACUAUGAUAAUGUCCGGCCUCUGGCCUAUCCUGAUUCUGAUGCUGUGCUCAUCUGCUUCGACAUUAGCCGACCAGAAACACUGGACAGUGUUCUCAAGAAGUGGCAAGGAGAGACUCAAGAGUUCUGCCCCAAUGCCAAGGUUGUGCUGGUUGGCUGUAAACUGGACAUGCGGACUGACCUGGCCACACUGAGGGAGCUGUCCAAGCAGAGGCUUAUCCCUGUUACACAUGAGCAGGGCACUGUGCUGGCCAAGCAGGUGGGGGCUGUGUCCUACGUUGAGUGCUCCUCCCGGUCCUCUGAGCGCAGCGUCAGGGAUGUCUUCCAUGUGGCUACAGUGGCCUCCCUUGGCCGUGGCCAUAGGCAGCUGCGCCGAACUGACUCACGCCGGGGAAUGCAGCGAUCCGCUCAGCUGUCAGGACGGCCAGACCGGGGGAAUGAGGGCGAGAUACACAAGGAUCGAGCCAAGAGCUGCAACCUCAUCUAUUCUCACACAUCUAACCUCUAGGCAACAUGCACUAAAUUCAAAAGCAAGGAGAAGCCCCUGCCCCCCAUCAAUCCACCAGCCCUAGAACCUCCCUUGCCUCAACAGUCACCCAAUAAAGCCCACAUCCAUGGAAAACGGCUGUGGCUUUAGUUUUGUUGCUUUUUAAAAAAAUCAAUCUACCAAUCUCUAGCAGUAAGAGGGAAAGUUAGACCUCAGCUGGGGAACUUUCCUGUCCAUGUCCACAGAUAGAGCAGAGGACAAAGCCAUAGGUUGGAUCAGAAGUGUCCUUUUAGGAGUCAGAGUUGGGAGAAGGAGACAUCCUGGGACUGUUCAUCCUAGUUAAUGAAGUGGGCAAUUCUCAGGUCAUUAGGGGGUUUUAGAGCAGACUGACAUAUAAUUAGUCAGCAUUUCUCAGCCCAGCCAGGCCUGCUGCUAGUGUGGGAGGGGUCCUGCUCAUCAUCUGUACCCCUGGCUUGGAGCCUGCUGGUGCCCUGGGGGUUGUGGGGAUAAGGAGGCAUCAGGCCGGGCGCGGUGGCUCACGCUUGUAAUCCCAGCACUUUGGGAGGCCGAGGUGGGCGGAUCACAAGUUCAGGAGAUCGAGACCAUCCUGGCUAACACGGUGAAACCCCAUCUCUACUAAAAAUACAAAAAAUUAGCCGGGUACGGUGGCAGUGCCUGUAGUCCCAGCUGCUCGGGAGACUGAGGCAGAAGAAUGGUGUGAACCCGGGUGAACCUGGGAGGUGGAGCUUGCAGUGAGCUGAGAUUGCGCCACUGCACUCUAGCCUGGGUGACAGAGUGAGACUCUGUCUCCAAAAAAAAAAAAAAGAAGGCAUCAAAAGCCUCCACAUCACAGAAGCUACCCCUGUACAGUGUGAAGUUUCCUAAGAGGUCAGUAGUUUGAUUCUGGGGUCUCCUUAGAGGCUCAGGCCAGGGACCUUUCUCUCCUCCCAUGCUGAGUUCCGUGAUGACUUUCAGGGGAGCAUCAGCUGUUAGUCACCCCUACCCUGUCCCUUAAAGGAAAGACGGUGGAGAGGACGGCUGAGCGCCUGUUGUCAGGAAAGACAGUGCUGGUCUGUUUUCUCGGGAGUCUGGUUUCAGAUUGUCCUGUAUUCCCUCCCUGGCUCUGGUCCCACUGGCCUCUUUUCGGUGACAUUCUCCCCCAGGAACCAUCCCUGGCCCUUCCCUCCCCCAGCCCCAGCCCUAGCCAGUUCUCCCAGACACACUGGAAGAGAACACUGACCUUACCCAUCUAUCUGCUGGGAUCCCACCCAAAUUUAUAGCCCAUUCCUCCCUCAUUCAUUCAUUCAGCAAGUACGUACUGAACACCAACUGUGUGGCAUACACUGGCUUGGGAGAUUGCAAGGACCAGUCUCUAAGCUUCUGGAAGCCAGCCCAGUUGUGGAAGAGAGGUACUCCAGAUGUGAGGGUGCCAUGGCUGAGAGAUAUUUGUACAUGUAUGGGGUGCUAUGGGAGCUCCUUGCAGCCUGAGAAGCCAGUCCUGUGAGCCAGGUCCUGAGGGUUGAAGAGGAGUUUUCCGGGCAGGGAAGGGGUAGGAAAGGCACUCUGGGCAGAGGGUACAGCAUGUGUAAACACGUGGAGAUGAGAACGAGCAUAGCACUGUUGGGGUUCCCAUGGCAGGGAGAAUAGAAGACAAGGCUAGGAAGGUACACUGAGGCUACUGCAGGGUCCACAGAGGAACCAGAAUUUCAUUCUCAGGAUGAAUGAAAUCAUCCUCAGAGGAUGAAGCUACCAGGAAUUUCAGGCAGAGAGUGAAGUGAUCAGAGUUGUUUUUUGGAUAGAUGGUUAUCUGGAUGUGGUGUUGGGGCUGGGAGAUUUGGCUCUGAGGUGUGUCAUUUAAAAUAGCUUCUCGGCAGUGGCUCACACCUAUAAUCCCAGCCAAGAUUCCUCCUUUGGGAGGCCAAGCUGGAAGGAUCGCUUGAGGCCAGGAGUUAGAGACUGCAGUGAGCUAUGAUCAUGCCAUUGUCUUCCAGCCUGAGUGUCAAAGUGAGACCCUGUCUCUAAAAAAAAUAAAAAAAUAAAAAAUAAAAAAUAGCUUCUCCUUUCCCUUAUGCCAGGUUCCAGUCUUGAGAGGAAAGGAAUCCCCACCCACCACUCCCUGGCUCAUCAGAUAUCCCUAUCCCAACCUCUCCUAUAGGACUAGUUCAUCUCAGCUAGUCUCAAAGAUUCUAGGAUAACUUCAAUGGCAUUUGAAAUUAUCUAAGUGCCCUUGGAUAACCACCCCCUCAAACUGAGACCUGGUUAGGGACUGACUCAAAGACCCUGAGUCCUUGGCUAAGGGUACAGGAGAGGGCAGGAGCUCCAGGCCCAGCUAGGUAGAUCUCCAUCUGUCUCUGAGGACUGACCCUUUCCCCACAAGGACCUGCCAUAAAAAUCGACUUGUGAUUUUUAGCUGAGUGGCUUCUCUUUUCCACUUUGGACUUCUCAGUGCAUAGCAGGUUCAAGCCUGCAACCACCAAAGUGUAGAGUGUGGAGUGUUUGUGCCCCCUCUUUCCUCCAACCUCUGUCUCCUGCCAUGUGAGCUCAGGGAAUGCAAACACAUUUAAAUAUCCAUCUAAAGCAAACAUAAUUAGAAAAAUCAAUCAGCUGGAGGACCCCCCAAAGUUUAAUACAUUUUCAAUACCACCAGGAAUGGAUUUUUGGUCCCUUUCUGCAGGUCUGGGUUGCCAGACGUUUUAUUUCUGGGGAGGAGGGCUCUGGGCUGAGGAGCUCAGUGGGUGGGAGGAGGGAAUGGGACUGUUCCUGAUCCUCAAAGGCCUCUGUAGGAUGGAGGGAGGGGACCCUACUCCCUUCCCCACCCCAGAUGCAGGAGUCAUCCAGCUUCCUUCUCUGCAGCUGUUUCCCUCACAAAUUAGACACUGGUUUGGGAAACAAUGUAGCCUCGUUAAACAUUUAAUGAAAUAAACAACUAAUCACACUGUGA
This is a messenger RNA of Pongo pygmaeus (Bornean orangutan), 4370 nucleotides long. It is a transcript of the gene RND2, whose product is annotated as Rho family GTPase 2. The transcript has 7 exons. Bases 746 to 1450 code for a protein of 234 amino acids. NCBI's taxonomy places the organism in Eukaryota, Metazoa, Chordata, Mammalia, Primates, Hominidae. The record is from RefSeq and is a predicted model, not a curated record. Gene Ontology annotation, biological process: small GTPase-mediated signal transduction. Gene Ontology annotation, molecular function: GTPase activity; GTP binding.